Opisthorchis viverrini is the source of this 1713-nucleotide messenger RNA. RefSeq lists its product as hypothetical. Gene Ontology annotation, cellular component: cytoplasm. Lineage: Eukaryota; Metazoa; Platyhelminthes; Trematoda; Opisthorchiida; Opisthorchiidae. The transcript has 9 exons. The coding region runs from base 1 to 1713 and encodes 570 amino acids. Gene Ontology annotation, molecular function: magnesium ion binding; pyruvate kinase activity; potassium ion binding. Gene Ontology annotation, biological process: glycolytic process. The record is from RefSeq and is a predicted model, not a curated record.
AUGGAUGUCCUAUUGGAUGCCUCUCCGGUAAAGUCUUAUCCACGACCUGGAUCAGCCACCGACACAACAGAACUGUAUCUACAUCAGGUACAGAAACAGCACCGCGUUGGUCAUGCACCAUCGCAACUAGAACAUGUCAGCCAACUGGACAUUGAUCACGUUUCGGGGUUCGUCCGACAGGCCACGAUUGUUUGCACACUCGGUGAUCGAUGGAACAAUGAUAAGAGUAUUGAAAGCAUGAUUCAGGGUGGAAUGAACAUCCUUCGUUUGAAUAUGAGUAUGGGCUCGUACGAGUACUAUGCGGAUGUUAUUCGACGUGUGCGUGCUAUAGAACAGGCCUCCAACUAUAAGCCUCCGGUGGGCAUCGCUAUAGAUAUAUCUGCACCGCCUAUACGCACAGGGAUAAUCAAUAACGAUGUCGAGGCGUGUGUCACGCUGAAGGAUGGACAGUUUGUUAAACUUACCGUUAAUAAUGAGUUCCAAAAUGCGACAUCAGAAGAACUCAUUUACCUGGACUCGCAGUACUUUCCGUGUCUUGUUCAGUGCGUCAGCGUGGGAGAUCGCAUCCAUCUGGAUGAUGGUAUGCUGUCUUUGAUAGUACGCGAUGUGACGUCCACUACAAUAAGUUGUCUGGUUGAACAGGGUGGUCAACUUGGUGGUGGCAAACGUGUCGACUUACCGAGCGAACGACUUUAUCAGAAGACAUUCAAGACAACCUACCAACGUGACUUGGCCUUUGCCUGUGAAUCGAAGGUGGACUAUGUUUUCACUGAAUACUCCUUUACACCCCAGCAAAUAUCGGAGGCAAGGGCCAUUUUGGGUGAUAAGAUCAGACUGUUUGCCAAGGUACAAAGUAAAGAAUCUAUUCGCAACUUACUUGACAUCAUCUCUGUUUCGGACGGUAUUAUUGUUGGUCGGAACGGUUUGGGUCUUGUCUAUCCCGCUGAGAAGAUUUUUCAACUGCAAAAGCAGAUUAUUGCAAUAUGCAAUCUCAUGCAAAAACCUGUUUUCGUGAUUUCCCAACUGUUGGAAUCGAUGAGAUUCAAACCACGGGCCACGCGAGCAGAAAUUAGUGACGUGGCUAACGCGGUGAUUGACGGUGCAGACGGACUUAUUCUGACCGUGGAGACCUCACGAGGCUUGUUUCCCAAAGAGGCAGCGCGUGUCUUGCACAAGACCUGCCGUGAGGCAGAAUCGGCCAUAUAUCACGAAAAGUACUCUCGAGACCUGAAAGUAUCGCGCGACAUACACGGUUUAUCUCCGAGGUCAGAUCCUGCCUACUUGACCGCACUGGCUGCUGUAGAAGCUUCAACUGCCUCACGUGCUUCGGCAAUUUUCGUGGCCACUGCCACCGGACAGUCAGCUAGCACUAUCGCCGCGUUCCGACCCUCUUGUCCAGUCGUCGCCGUCGUGAGAGAUGUCCAAGUAGCCCGCUGGUGCCACUCUUUUCGUGGAAUUCAUCCUUUCUUAUAUCUCGAAGAACAACUUGAGGAUUGGUGUGAAGACAUGGACGCAAGCAUGAAUGCUGCAAUCGACUAUGCUCGUUCUCGUCUGUUCGUUUCCGGCGGCGAUCGGGUCGUGACAGUGACUGGAUGGAAAGCCGGCCCAGGAGCAACAAACACCGUGCGCGUGGUCGACUUGCCUGCAGACGGGAAACCUGUGUGUAUUGUGAAUUCACUGUCCCGAUUUGAAGUUGGAACUUGGGAUGAUUAG